Molecule: messenger RNA, 2568 nt
Organism: Penicillium nucicola
Lineage: Eukaryota; Fungi; Ascomycota; Eurotiomycetes; Eurotiales; Aspergillaceae
Gene: chl1
Product: DNA helicase
Exons: 8
Coding region: 1-2568 (855 amino acids)
Biological process (GO): nucleobase-containing compound metabolic process; establishment of sister chromatid cohesion
Cellular component (GO): nucleus
Molecular function (GO): ATP binding; hydrolase activity, acting on acid anhydrides, in phosphorus-containing anhydrides; DNA binding
Source: RefSeq, a predicted model, not a curated record
AUGUCCUCCACUAUGCGCGAUUUCCAUCAUCCUUAUACGCCAUACGACAUCCAACAGCAAUUUAUGCAGGCCCUGUAUGACUGUUUGGAAGAAAGCAAGAUCGCCGUCUUUGAGUCCCCUACUGGUACUGGAAAAUCCCUGAGCUUAAUCUGUGGCUCUUUGACAUGGCUUCGGGACCAUAAGCGCCAGGCAUUUCAGGAAACAGUCGACAAUGCAACAUGCGAUGAGGAUGAGCCCGAGUGGAUGGUCGAGUUUGCCAAGCGGGAGUCCCGUCAGGCUAUAACCGAGAAGCGACAGGAAUUUGAAGCGCGGCUCACCAAGAUCCGCCAAGAAGAAGAACGCCUAAAGCAGGCCCAGAAGAUCUCUGAUCGCCCGAGAAAGAAGCAGCGACUCGACGAACCAACGUCUGAGACUGUCGACGAAGAACAAUAUGUUCUUGAUGAUUAUGAUAGCGAUACAGAGCAGAAAAAGCCUGACUCUGGCAAUGAGGGUCUAUCUGCCAGCACUUUGGCUUUGUUAGAACGCUUUAAAGGACAGUUUUCUUCUCAGAAGAAAGAGGAAGACAAUGACGCAGAUGAUGAAGUAAAAAUCUUCUACUGCUCAAGAACGCACUCUCAGCUCAGUCAAUUUGCCGGUGAACUACGACGAGUCACAUUCCCAUCCAGUAUACCGAGCGAUCUUGAUCCAGAGAAUAAAGAUGAAUCCUCCACACUUGAAGAGCGUGUGAAACAUCUCUCGUUGGGUUCUAGGAAGAACCUUUGCAUCAAUCCCAAAGUACGGGCAUUGGAAAACAGCACUGCGAUUAACGAAAAAUGUUUAGAUUUACAACAGUCCGGUGUGGCAGCUGAUAAAAAGUGCAAAUUCCUUCCAUCUAAGGACGAUGAGGCCCUGUCCAUUCAAUUCCGCGACCACACUCUGGCAACCAUCAAGGACAUUGAAGACGUAGGCAAGGUCGGCAAAGAGCUUGGGAUAUGUCCCUACUAUGCAUCUCGUCCCGUUAUCAAACAUAGCGAGAUAAUCACCCUCCCAUAUCCACUGCUGUUGCAAAGAUCAGCCCGUGAGGCUCUAAAUCUGUCCGUCAAGGGUCACAUUGUCAUAAUCGAUGAAGCCCACAACCUAAUGGAUGCAAUCGCCGGCAUCCAUUCGGUGACAGUCACACUGAGCCAGCUGCAAACUGCCAUCACACAGUUGACGACAUAUGCGCGCAAGUUCAAAAAUAGACUUAAAGGAAAGAAUCGAAACUAUGUUGCUCAGGUUAUCCGGCUGGUGAGCUCGAUUGCAGACCAUCUACGACCAAUCUCUCAGCAAAAGGGACAAACAGAAGGAUCACUGCAGACAUCAGAUCUUAUGGCUGGCAAAGGAGUCGACCAGAUCAACCCUUACAAACUAUCUCGGUAUCUACAAGAAAGUAAACUCGCCCGGAAAGUGGAUGGAUACGUUGAAUCCGCACAAGAGUCUCAACCUGGCCGCUCAAAAGACAAGGCAACUAUGCCGGUCUUGUUCCAUAUCCAAAGCUUCCUUCUUCCUUUGAUGAACCCGUCGGAAGAGGGAAGGCUCUUCUAUCAAAAAAGUCAAGAUGAUAUCAUGCUGAAAUACAUGCUUCUUGAUCCUACAAAUCACUUUCGCGAGAUCGCUGAAGAUGCCAGGGCUGUCAUCUUGGCUGGCGGUACCAUGUCUCCGAUGUCAGACUAUGUAAACCAUUUGUUUUCAUAUCUGCCCCCGGAACGACUUGGUACAUUCAGCUACGGCCACGUUAUCCCGCAUACCAAUCUAGUGGCACAGUCCUUGACUCAAGGGCUCUUGGGGUCUGAGUUCGAUUUCACCUAUGAGAAACGAAACUCUGAAAAGAUGAUCGUGGACCUUGGUCGCACCUUAGCAGGCCUUUGUCAAAUCAUCCCAGAUGGCGUUGUUGCUUUCUUUCCUAGUUAUGACUACCUGAGCCAGGUUGUGAAUGUCUGGAAGAAACCGAUUCCCAACGGCAAUGGCCAAUCCACCCUUGAUCUACUGGAACGAAAGAAGAAGGUUCUCUAUGAAUCUCGUGAAGCUGUGACAUCAACGGACGCCUUGCUAAAGGAAUAUACCGAUGCAGUUGAAUCGGGGUCUGGAGCCUUACUGCUUUCCAUCGUUGGUGGAAAAUUAUCUGAAGGCAUCAACUUCUCUGAUAAGCUAGGACGAGGCGUUUUUAUCAUCGGUCUACCAUUCCCUAACAUUCACAGCGCUGUCUGGCAAGCAAAGAUUCAAUACCUUGAGGAAAAGGCCUACAGGCAGGCGUCUGGUUCCGAGUCUGAAAGAAAAGCAGCAGGCAAGGCGGCCGGAAGAGACUUCUAUGAGAACUCUUGCAUGCGUGCAGUGAAUCAAUGUAUUGGUCGAGCUAUUCGACACGUGAACGAUUAUGCUGCGAUCGUCAUGAUUGAUCGUCGAUAUGAUUCGCCUCGCAUCCAAACAAAAUUACCGGGUUGGAUUCGAGGGAGCCUGGUGCCAACACCACCCACGCGGGCGGCUCAGAUGACCGUGCAGAGACUUUCCAAGUUUUUCGCCGAAAAAAAGCGAAGCACAAUACCAAAAUAG